AUGGCACCGUGUCUGUUGAUACCUUUUUGCAAGGACAAGGAUGAAAUUGAUCAUGAGCUGUUUGCAAAAGCCAUUGGAGAGGAAAAUGAGGGUGGUGGUUUUCCAGAUUAUUGCUUGUACAGCCUAGCUGAAAGAAAACUGGUGAGCCUCAACAAUGGGAGGAGCAACAGUAACAUUGUCAUACCUGAUCACGCAGUCUGCAUCGGGUCGUCCCAUGGAUGGCUGGCCUAUAUUCACUGUCGUAGUGACGACUAUGUUCUGGGUGAUGACUAUGAUCUAUAUUUAACCAAUCCGCUCAUCACUCCGGUUCCAACCACCAUCCAAAUUCCAUCCUUGAAAUGCAUUCCCAAAAGGGUUGUAAUGUCAUCUCCUCCUCCAUCAGCCUCUGGGGAUGAUCACUGCACAGUGCUAAUGGCAAUUGACUUUCAACAUUCCCUUGCCUACUACAAAUUGGGUGACUCGUGCUGGCGUGGCAAGCUAGACUAUAAGAAGUUGGUAGACGUGGAAGAUGAAGCUGAAGAUGAAGAAAAUGAAGCUGAAGAUGAAGAAAAAGAAGAUCCUUGGAAGUAUGACGAUAUUGUGUAUUCUCCCAAGGAUCAGUUGUUCUAUUGCAUAGACUACUAUAAACAAAUUGAAGCAUGGGAUCUUCGCAGUAAAGCAAGAGCUCGAGGUCCUCCUUGCAAACUGAGAAUUGCUUUUGACGAUUCCAGUUUUCAAAAACCCGAUUUCCCAGAGUAUGAACUGAAACCGAGGAGCAUUAUUGGCAAACUUUACCUAGUUGUGGACCCAUUUUCUGCAGAUAUUUUGUCUAUCCAUAGGUGUGGUGAAGUGAUUGCAAAAGAUGGAACCAUUCUUGAUGAUUGGGAGAAUUGGAAGGAUGAAUACUAUUUUAAGACUCAUCGAUUUGAAGUUUAUAGGCUCAACGUGGCUAACAAAAGUUUGGAAUACAUUGAAUGUCUGGAUGAUAGAGUGGUGUUUGUGGGAGACAAUCAGUCCUACAUGGUCUCAGCUCAAGACUUCCCUCCUGGAGUAUUGAUGCCCAAUUCUAUCUAUUUCACCCCGGAUUCCAUCUUUUUUGAGGGCACCAAAGAACCACUCCAAAAUCUAAAGGAGGCUGAUAUGGGUGUCUACAACUUGAGAGAUUUCACUGUCACACCCAUUUUUCCCUCUCAUCAUCCACUCAACAAUAUUCUGCAACCCGUUAUGUGGUUCAACCCUAACCGAUGCUAG
Molecule: messenger RNA, 1230 nt
Organism: Cornus florida
Lineage: Eukaryota; Viridiplantae; Streptophyta; Magnoliopsida; Cornales; Cornaceae
Exons: 1
Coding region: 1-1230 (409 amino acids)
Source: RefSeq, a predicted model, not a curated record